AUGCCUUCCGAUCUACGGCCGCCGUACCACAGGCCUAACGAUGGCCGGUCACAGCAGCCUCUCCUAGCGAGCAAAGGAGAACCACGAUACGACUCGCCGACACGACCGCCCCUGUUAACCAGACGAUCUACUUUCCGCGAGCGAGAUCCAGAUCUAGAAGCCAAGUCAGCGACGCGAAAAAGAUACACAUAUGCCGGAGCAUUCCUGCUGCUGAGUCUGAUCAGCUUCACGGUGCAGACAGAGACGGCGGUGUAUAUACAGCACAAUCUGGGGUGGAACAAGGCAUACUGCAUGCUGUACUUCACCCACGGCUCCUGGUCCCUUCUCUGGCCGACCCAACUCCUCAUCCUGCGUCUCCAGAAGUGGAACAUGCCCUGGCGGCCCUUCUGGCGGCGGCACAUCCAAAUACUCCGCCAAACCGCGCUAAUGGUCGAGCACAAAACCCUACACCCGGCUCCCCGCCAAUCCUCCAGCUCGCCCGUCCCCUACAUGCUCAAGAUGACCGCCUUCGUAACCUGCGCGCUCACCAUCGCCGGUGGCUCCUGGUACGUCGCGGUCGACCUAACGACAGCCUCAGACCUAACAGCCAUCUACAACUGCUCCGCCUUCUUCGCCUACGCCUUCGCCAUCCCGCUCCUGCACGAGAAGCUGCGCGGGACAAAAGUCUUCGCCGUCGCCGUCGCGAUAGCCGGCGUCCUGACCGUCGCGUACGGCGACAAGGCCGUUCCGAAGCACGGCUCCAAGUCCGGCAGCGGCACGGGCGGGCCACAGGCGCCGGACGGGGAAGCAAAGAACAGGGCCUUGGGGAAUAUGGUUAUUGGGGUUGGGAGCGUGCUGUAUGGGUUCUAUGAGGUGCUGUACAAGAAGGUCGCGUGUCCGCCGGAGGGGUGUAGUCCGGGCAGGGGCAUGAUCUUUGCGAACACGUUCGGGAGCUGCAUUGGGUGUUUCACACUGCUGGUGCUGUGGAUUCCGCUGCCCGUGCUGCAUGUGCUGGGGUAUGAGACUUUUGAGUGGCCCAGGGGGGAGGCGGCGUGGAUGCUGUUGAUUAGUGUCCUUGCUAAUGCGACUUUCUCCGGCUCCUUCCUCGUCCUCAUAUCCCUCACCUCACCGGUCCUCUCCUCUGUCGCCGCUCUCCUUACCAUCUUCAUCGUGGCGUUAGUAGACCAGCUGCUACCUCCACCGCUCUACUCGCCUCUAACUCCCGCCGCCAUGGUCGGCGGUCUUCUGAUCAUCGGCGCUUUCCUUGUGCUCAGCUGGGCUACUUAUAGAGAGAUGGACGAGGAGAGGCGGAAGAAGUCGGAAGAAGAGGUCGAUGAGAGUGACAUCGAGGAGUAG
Coniosporium apollinis CBS 100218 is the source of this 1335-nucleotide messenger RNA. RefSeq lists its product as uncharacterized. The transcript is spliced from 3 exons. The record is from RefSeq and is a predicted model, not a curated record. The coding region runs from base 1 to 1335 and encodes 444 amino acids. Lineage: Eukaryota; Fungi; Ascomycota; Dothideomycetes.